CGGAGCCAGGCGCUGAAUAGCUCCAUUCACCUCCCGGGAGGGACCUGGGCUACCAUCGCAGGCGGGUGUGAAAAGGAUUCUGUUUAAAGAGGAAAGGAGGCGAGCCUUGGCGUUGCUUUGAAAUCUGCCCGCUUCGUCUCCCGCACCCCAGCCCCUCAUUCACCUCCCCCCAAAGCCCGGCCCAGCCAGCCCCUGGGAGGGAGCUGAGAGCGUGGCACUCGCUGCCCCGAGCUGGGAGAGCCGUGGCCGGCCGCCCCACGGGUGCCGCCAUGACCCCCAGGGUGCUGGCCGUGCUGGGCUGCCUCCUCUUCCUCCUCCUCUGGGCGGAGGGUCGGGAGAAGGCGCGGCGCCUCCAAACCCCAGAGAAGAAGGCCACGAGAGAGUCCAAACCCUGGGUUGCCCAGGGCAUGGGCAGGAAGGCCAAGCUGGUGUCACCCAAGCCCCUGCCAAAGGUCAAGUCCCCCAUGAACUCCACAGCUGCCCCCAGCGCGGGGAAGCCACCAGCCUCCAUCCUGAGCCAGGUGGUGGCACGGGGGCAGUUCCAAAAGGUGCCCGAGUCCCUGGCACUGCGAGCGGGGGAUGCGCUGGAGCUGCGGUGCCGGGGCCGGGCGGUCCGGUGGAGGUACCCAGCCCACCUGCAAGAUGAUGAGGAAGGGCGGCUCAGGGUCAAGCACUAUGCAAAGUUCAGCCAGCUGCUGGUGGUGAACGCCACAGCCGCCGACACGGGCGAGUACAGCUGCUGGUCCCUCCAGUGCCAGGACAGCCCGUGCCAGGAGGGCGAGGACAGGACGGGCAAGACCUUUGUCUUCUUUGCAGACCCCCAGGAGCUGUUUGUCCCCACGGAGGAUUACUACGAGGUGGUCCAGCUGCGCACGAACCGCCCCACGCUCCUGCCCUGCCAGGUGACCAGCCCGCUGGCCCGCGUGACGCUGCACCGUGAGUUCCCCCCCGAGGAGGUGCCCGUGGACGGUCGGGACAUCUCUUAUGACGUCCGGCGCGGCUUCACCAUCCACCGCUCCCGGCCCUCCUAUGCCGGCUCGCUCUUCUGCAUGGCCAGCCUGGGCGGCGUGCGGCAGAUCUCCACCAAGUACAUGCUGGUCUACAUCAACUACCCUUCCUCUGCCCCCAAGCCCACGGUGCGGGCAUCGGGCACCUCCGCGCGGGUGGGGGAGAACUUCAACGUGACCUGCACGGUGCUCGGAGAGCCGGAAGUGGCUGUGGACUUCACCUGGGAGUACCCGGGGCAGAAGGUGGGCAGGCCACCCUACGUGCGGGAGCGCACGGACCUGGUGCGCCGCGGGGGGCAGGUGCGGCAGGAGGCCGAGAGCACCCUGUACGUGGACGAGGCACGGGACGUGGACGCCGGGCUGUACACCUGCCGCGCCGAGAACCUGGAGGGCAGUGCCAGUGCCGCCACCUGUGUCCGCGUGCUCCCGGCCCCGCGGGGCGGGCAGCCUGGCUAGCCGAGGCCCUGCUCGGCCUGGGGGCUUGCAGUAAUACCUCCCCGGUGGCUGCAAGACAGGCUGGGGGCCUCUCUGCCCUUGCUGGCUCUGCCUCUGCAUUUGCUUAUUAAAAUCACUGGCUUUAAACAGGAGAGAGCUGGUCAUCUCCCAGCAAGCGGUGGGCACUGAGGGUGCAGUGAGGCUACCUUGAGAUGAUGACUGCAGCCGGAUCCUCCAGCGCCAGAGGCUAUGGAGAGCUCAGCCCUUGCUGUGUGCCCAGCUGGGGAAACCCAGCUCUGAGAGGGGCAGGGAGCUGGACAAAUGGUCCGGGAAAGGAGGGUGGUGGGAGGAUGCACCCAGGCACCUGCGUGAUGACCAUACCGAGCUGCAGCAGGUCGGACUGCAAGCUAACGGUGCCAGGUAGCAAACGCAUCACCCACCGAGGCACCAAGUAGAAAAUACCUUUGCAAAAAUACCUUUGCAAAGGCUUUCUUCCUUCCCCUCCCCACCAGGCUCCAGGAUCUUCAAAUGGAGACUGCACACACACCUUGCUGGGGUUAUUGGACCCCAGCAGUCUUUCCUGCCCAGAGCAGGGGGGCUGGACCCGAUGAUCCAACUCUAAACUUCUGUGAAUCAGCCUGGGCAGCUCUGCUGUGGCUAGAGCCAGGCCUACCCCCCAGCCCUGAUGGGACUCCAGGUGAGGGCAGUUCACAUUCAGCCUAUAGCCAGGUGUAGCUGAGCAAGGUCUGCAGGUCUCUUGGGUCCUGGGGCCAAAGUUGAACCCCUGCUCUGCCAAACACAGGGGCAACUCCCCAUGCCCUACUGCCCUGCACAGCUGGAAAGGGCUUCUGAAGCAACAGGCAACACAAGCAUCCUCCCCGCAACCUCACCAUCCAUGGAAAACACCGACAUUGCAUUGGUUUGGUAAUGUCCUGCAGACUUGUAUUCUCACAGCUCAGAGCACACGCACGCACACGCUAUCCCUGGGGGAAGCUCUGCGGCUGUUAGUGGUGCAGCGGUCUCCCUGCUCAAGCUCUCCCCAAAGUAUGGGCAUGGAAAGUGCAUCUCAUACAGUGGUGCCAGUCCCCCGCCUCCCAUCCUCCAGAGAUGCUGUCAGUUCAUCCCCACCGCUGGGCUUGUUCCAGCUCAGGAGAAGGACCUAGAAAGCAGCCAGCAACUCCGAUUGCUUUAGAGACUGCCCCAAGAUCCAGGCCUAGAGGUAAAACAAGCUCCGUUCCGCUGCAGCUCAGCUGCUAGCUCCAAGACGGAUGCCUUGCCCGGCCCCUGCCACAUCUCUUCUGCACGGUGUCAUCCUAUCCACGCCAGACAGCAGCACCCGGGAACCUGAUGCCAGCCAUUGGACAAGAGCAGGGCAGAGGGCAUCAAGCCUGGCAGAGAUUAAUCAAUAGUCCCUGUGGUUCUCCGGCCAGGAGCAGCAGGGUGGCAGAGCACGGCUCAUGGUCCUACUCAGAUUCACCCUGGAGAGAUGCUGCUUUGUACACGUGGCAUAUACAAACGCCCAAUGAGACCAACUCCAGGGAAGCCCCAGGUCUGGGGACCCUCUGUCGCUGACCUAAUGGCUGGGGGGUUUGCUAGCGGCUCAGGUUUUUGGGGAUCUCGGUCCUUUCAGGCACAGGCUGAGCAGCUCAGGGCGUGCAGAUCCCAACAUGCCGCCGGUGAAGGCUGAACCCUGGGGAAGGGCGAGGGAAGCUGCUCAUUUUCUGUACGUCUACAUGCACGCUCAGAGUCCCUCCAGGGCCCUGGCGUGUCAGAGGCAGAGGAGGAAGUGAAGGAGGAACAAAGACCGAAUGCGGCUAGCCACUCUAACUCCCGUGAAAAUACCUGGCAGUUCCCAGGCACCAAAAACUAUUGCUUCACUGCAAAAAAAAGAGCAGCUUCUUUAGGAAAUAAACAGGCAAAAUACUCCUUAAAGUGACUUCCCAAGCUGCCCAGGGCUUUCCAGCAGGUUGGCUGGGCCCCAGCCCUCCCCGGCUCCUGCCUGCUAGCGCAGAAAGGGGGAGAUCCAAACCGUGCACAUCCCACCGAUCCUCACCCCACAGCCAGGGCCACCUAGUGCUGGGGCACAGGGGAGGAGGUCCUUGCCCUCUUGUGCUGUCCAUCACGGUCCCCCUGGGUGAGGCAGGAUUGCAGUACUGCCUACUCAUCCCACCACCCAUAAGAAACAGCAACCCUCCUGGGUGCAAACCUGUAGAGAACCUAAAGACUCUAUGCUUCAACAAUAGUACCAGGCUCUGGGCCAUCCCGGGGCUGCUCAAAAGCAGGCUCACAGCUCAAGCACCUGCCCCCUCCUGCAGAGCUUCAAGCCCCAGUUGCUGCAGGACGUGAUUCCAGUACAUCUCCCCAUGCAGCUGGUCCUUGCAGGAGCUCAGCUGCUCACCCCUGCACACCUGAAGCCACCACGGAGCUUGCAGCCAUGUCCCUGGCUGCUGGGGGAGCAGGAGAGGUCCAGCAAGGAGUGAUGGGGUAGAGCAGGAGUGAGUCUCCUUCCCCAGGAAGAUGAAAGCAAACAAGGGAGGAUGGGGGAGAUGCAUGGCAUUGUGCAGGCUUGUGGAGAACGCCCGGCCAAGGCUUUCAGGGACACGGGGAACAAAGUGCAUGGGGAGGGGAAGCCGCUGGGCACUGAAGGACCUGGAUUCUCACACACACAGAGCCCCUCUGUGCCAGGCUGCCAGGGCAGAGGUCUCAACAGGGAAUACAGCUGCACUGGCCCCUUCUUUAAGAGGCAGAGGGAGCCUUCGAGCAGCCUGUGCAUGGAGCUCUGCCCAGUGAAUGGGCACCGCCCAGCCUCAGCCCAGGACAUGGCUUCUGGGAGCAAAAGGAUGGGAGUCAAGGAGCAAUGCAGCCUCCCUUUUGUCACCCACUUCCCAUGCUCCUGCCAAAGGGCCUCGUGCAACCAGCCUACAGGACAGUCGGGCCCUGUGGACGCAGAGAGAGAUGGACAUGAGCCAUAAAACGCAGGGCCGGAGUCAGACCUGAAGGCACUUGGACCCAGAGACUCCCAGUUCAGAUCCACCUCUGGUUCCAUAUUCACCGACUGACAAAACCCAGCUCGGGUCCCCUUCCCAGACACGUGGCUUUGCUGCCCAGUUUCCUUCUGCUGCUGGGAGCCAGAGGCUCCAUCUAGGCACACUGGUAACCCCGCGGCUUAUCAGUAUGGAGGUGGCUUGUGGCUUCCCCCAAGGUCCGAGCCAGGAAGGGGGCACAGAGGAGAUGGGCAAAGUCCAUAAGCAAUGUCCUACAAAGGACUCCCCUGUCACCGCAGGAUAGGAAGCCCCAUCAGAGGCUCCAAGCCCCCCAUAGCAGCCAGGGGACAGUCACAGGGGCCACU
This is a messenger RNA of Alligator sinensis (Chinese alligator), 4791 nucleotides long. Its product is annotated as platelet-derived growth factor receptor-like protein. The record is from RefSeq and is a predicted model, not a curated record. The transcript has 6 exons. NCBI's taxonomy places the organism in Eukaryota, Metazoa, Chordata, Crocodylia, Alligatoridae. Bases 270 to 1463 code for a protein of 397 amino acids.